GUGAUUGCUAAGCUAUCACAAUCAAUAAAAGAUCAUAUCGGGCAGCAUGAGUGUAAAUGCAACCGCUGAGCAAGAGGUUGUAUCGCGCAGCAUGAGUGCAACCGCUGAGCAAGGGCAAGUGAAUUCCUUGCCUAAAAAGGUGGCCAAGCCUUGGUACAAGAAUAAGCGAUGCAUGAUCCCUCUGAUAUUUAUCAUCAUUGCACUUCUAGUCGCUGUAAUCGUCGGAGGAUUGGCGGCCGGUGGCGUGUUUGAUUCAGAAACUAAAUCUCAGGGGCUAUCGGAAGGCGAUUCCAGCAAUGUAGUGCAACUCGAGGAGGAUACAACGACAACCGACCCAGCUAUCGCAGGAGACAGUGGAGAUUCAUCGCAAUCAACCACCAGUACGAAUAGUGAUGGUUCCAUUACAGGUAGUAGUGCUACUGCAGAUAGUGGUUCUUCAACACCCGUGGCCGUAGAUGACGAUCGAUUCAUUGACGGAUAUUUACCUCCUGCCAAGUACACCGCUGAUGAAAUUGCAGAAAUAAAGCCGGAUUGGCAGAUAUUCGAGGACUUGGUGAUUCCUUGGUCCGAGUGGUCUGCGCUGUGUGGUGAUGGCAUCUGUGGUGAAGGUGAAUGGUGCCGCAAUUGCCCACAAGACUGCGAGUGCACUUUCAACUGUGGUAACGGGGUGUGUGAGGAUGGUGAAAAUGGUUGGACGUGCGCCGACGACUGCACACACAUUGCAGCGACCUGCGGCGACGGUGUCUGCCAUGAAGAAGCAUCCUUCGCUACGAAUUCAACUAUCUACCGCUCCGGAUUUGAAUCCCCACUCAUAUGUCCUAUCGAUUGUCCACUGGAGGAUUCCUGUGGAGACGGUGUUUGCUCGGCAACAGAAUCUUGUUUCACUUGCCCUAGCGACUGUGGCGGAAUGUGUGCACCAGUAUGCGGAGACGCUAAAUGUGAUCCAACCGAGGGAUGUGACGACUGUUCUCGCGACUGUGGCGCUUGUAAUACAAUCCUAAAUGACGGUAUCUGCGCAUGGCCACGCGAGACAAUUGUGAAUGCCCCCAACGAUUGCAAAGCAUACAUAGCACCCGGAUUUCAAUUCGUUGAAUACGAAGGCGUACGCUACGCCACCCUCACUGGAGUCAAUCCCUUAGAGGAAACAUUCAACGAUACUUCAUGUGUCAGUAUAGAGACAUUCAUUCCCAACGGAUGGAAGAUGGCAUCGAACAACAAUCGCACCGCUGAAUUGUUGAAGAAAUACUUCUUCGCGACUGGAUGUGCCAUUGUUGAAGGAGGUAUCGCCCUAGCAUCCGCUGGAGAAUUGCAGGAAUACUGUUCCGACCCACCACUCACUACUAAGCUGCACGGGGAUGGCCGUGUCUCCGUUGCUUUCAGUAGGUAUGCACGAGGUCAAGUAGUUCACAACCAAACAUGCACUACUUUUAUUAUGCCAGGCAUAUAA
This is a messenger RNA of Sphaeroforma arctica JP610, 1447 nucleotides long. RefSeq lists its product as hypothetical. The transcript is spliced from 6 exons. The record is from RefSeq and is a predicted model, not a curated record. The coding region runs from base 47 to 1447 and encodes 466 amino acids. Lineage: Eukaryota; Ichthyosporea; Ichthyophonida.